UUUCUCGGCGUCAGCUUCCCGCAUGGUGCUCAGCUGUUCGCUCCCCUCUCGCCCUGUCACUCCGUCCCCGGCGGCCGGCCGCAAGUGCCCCUUUGCAGCCAGGCCUGGGGAUCGGCGCCGGCCAGACCGAGGCCGGGGCGCUGAGCUGCUCCUGGGGAGCAUUUACCCAGCUGCGAGGGACCCCGAAACUCAGAGCAUGACGGAGAAGGAGGCUCUGGCGCCGCCAGCCUCGCCCGCGCCAGAGGGGAAGCCAGCGAGCAGGCUCCGGGCGCUGAAGCAGCUGUUUCUGCGGAGGCCCAAGGAGGAGCCACCAGCGGAGCCGCAGCCCAACGGGGAGCUGGUCAGCCCCACGGGGGGGCCCCUCUACUACUUCUACGAGGAGGAGGAGGAGGAAGAAGAGGAGCCCGAGCCGCCCCCCGAGCCCCAGAAGCCCGUCAACGACAAGCCCCACAAGUUCAAGGAUCAGUACUUCAAAAAGCCCAAGUUCUGUGAUGUCUGCGCCCGCAUGAUUGUCCUCAACAACAAAUUCGGCCUGAGAUGCAAGAACUGCAAAACCAGUAUCCACCACCACUGCCAGUCCUACGUGGAGAUGCAGCGCUGCUUCGGCAAGAUCCCCCCCGGGUUCCGCCGGGCGUACAGCUCCCCCCUCUACAGCAACCAGCAAUACGCCUGCGUCAAGGAGCUGCUCUCGGCAGCCAAUCGCAGCGACCCCGUGUUCGAGACCCUCCGGACGGGCGUCGUCAUGGCCAACAAGGAGCGGAAGAAAGGGCAGGAGGAUAAGAAGAAUCCCUUGGCCGCCAUGAUGGACGAGGAGCCGGAGCCUGGGAAGCACGAAGUGGGCAAACUCGAGGCAGGCAACCCAGAAGGGGACAAGAAGGCAGAGAAAAGCACUCCCGACGACAAGAACAAGAAGCCCCAGCCCGGCUUCCUGCAGACUCAUUACUUCGUGGCGCUUUAUCGCUUCAAAGCCCUGGAGAAGGACGAUCUGGAUUUCCACCCGGGGGAGAAGAUCACGGUGGUGGAUGACUCCAACGAGGAGUGGUGGCGGGGGAAGAUUGGCGAGAAAAUUGGCUACUUCCCCCCAAACUUCAUCAUCCGGGUGCGGGCGGGCGAGCGGGUGCACAAGGUCACCAGGUCCUUUGUGGGCAACAAGGAGAUCGGGCAGAUCACGCUGAAGAAGGAUCAGAUCGUGGUGCAGAAGGGGGAGGAAGUGAACGGCUACGUCAAGGUCUACACCGGCCGCAAGGUGGGGCUCUUCCCCGUCGACUUCCUGGAGGAGAUUUGAGCCCGGGCCGGCGCCGGCAGUGGUCUUUAGCCAAGGGGCGAGCAGGCCGGGCCUGGAGCCGCACCUCGGGCCCGAACACGGCCACCGGGGGCAGCUGCAGACGGAGCCCCUCUCCACGUCGCUGCAGGGAGCGGAUCCUCAGCGGGGACAUUGGUGCUGGGAUGCCAACUCGGCCGUGACCUGUGUGCCGCCUUGGCCCAGGACAGCGAGGGGCUGGCCGUGACCCGUGUGCCGCCGUGGCCCGGGACGCGUCGCAGGCUGGGGCAAGCAGCGGAUCCCUUGUUCACUCUCUCUGGAGGAUGGAAGUGGGGUGGCGGGGCCGAGGGGGGCAGACGCCCCGUUGCUGCCUUUGGACACCUCCCGUCCUGCCAGGCUCACCGAUGGGCAGAGGCAGGGUGGGUGUGUGUUUGUACUUAGGGCUGGGGUACCUUGAGGUUUCUCCCUUCCCCGAGGUGUGUGUGUG
Malaclemys terrapin pileata is the source of this 1748-nucleotide messenger RNA. RefSeq names its product SH3 and cysteine rich domain 3 (gene STAC3). The transcript has 12 exons. NCBI's taxonomy places the organism in Eukaryota, Metazoa, Chordata, Testudines, Emydidae. Gene Ontology annotation, biological process: positive regulation of voltage-gated calcium channel activity; skeletal muscle contraction; positive regulation of protein localization to plasma membrane. Gene Ontology annotation, molecular function: protein binding. The record is from RefSeq and is a predicted model, not a curated record. The coding region runs from base 23 to 1285 and encodes 420 amino acids. Gene Ontology annotation, cellular component: extrinsic component of cytoplasmic side of plasma membrane.